CCGCCGCGGCGGCAGGAAGAUGGAUGCGCCGUGCUCAUCCCUCGCCGCUCGGCGUCUUUCCCUGGCGGCACGGGCUUCCAAAGCAGCUGAGUCUAGGACCUUAAGGAAUGUCACGCAGUAGUUGCUGAACUAACUGACACUGAAAGGAACAGGAAAAGAUGGCAAUCCAUAUUUGAAAUAAACACGUGGACUCUCUGAUAAAAAACCAUGUCAAAAAAAGGACGGAGCAAGGGCGAAAAGCCUGAGGCGCUGAUUGUUGCCCUACAGGCUGCCAAUGAGGAACUCAGGACUAAGCUAACAGACAUUCAAAUUGAGCUGCAUCAGGAGAAAUCUAAGGUUGCUAAACUUGAAAGAGAAAAGACUCAAGAAACGAAGCGUAUCCGUGAAGUGGAGCAACGCAAGCAGACCGUGCAGAUCACAGAGCUAAAAGCCAAACUCCAUGAGGAGAAAAUGAAGGAGCUGCAGGCUGUGAGGGAGAACCUCAUCAAGCAGCACGAGCAGGAGAUGACCAGAAUGGUGAAAGUCCGAGACAGUGAAAUCCAGCGCCUGAAAUCGGCGCUGUGCGCACUGCGGGAUGGGAGCAGUGACAAAGUACGGACAGCGCUGACUAUUGAGGCUCGGGAAGAGGCCAGGAAACAGUUUGACUCUGAGCGCCUUAAGCUUCUGCAGGAAAUUACUGAACUGAAGUCUGCCAAAAAGCAGGUAGAUGAGGCCCUUAACAAUAUGAUCCAGGCCGACAAGAUCAAGGCAGGCGAUCUCCGGAGUGAGCAUCAGUCCCACCAAGAGGCCAUUUCCAAGAUCAAAUGGGAGAGUGAAAGGGAUAUUCGACGCCUGAUGGAUGAGAUCAAGGCUAAAGACAGGAUCAUAUUUUCAUUGGAGAAAGAACUGGAGACACAGACAGGCUAUGUGCAGAAGCUGCAGCUGCAAAAGGAAGCUCUGGAUGAACAGCUCUUUUUGGUGAAGGAGGCAGAGUGUAACAUGAGCAGUCCCAAGAGAGAGAUCCCAGGAAGAGCUGGAGAUGGUUCGGAGCACUGCAGCAGCCCUGACUUGCGCAGAAACCAGAAGAGGAUAGCAGAGCUGAAUGCCACCAUACGGAAGCUGGAAGACCGGAACACGUUGCUUGUUGAUGAACGAAACGAGCUGUUGAAGCGUGUCCGAGAAGCUGAGAAACAAUGUAAACCUCUUCUGGAAAAGAACAAGUGCCUCACGAAGAGAAAUGAUGAACUUAUGCAGUCUUUGCAGCGCAUGGAAGAUAAACUCAAAGCAGUCACUAAAGAAAAUAUAGAAAUGAGAGAAAAAAUAACAUCACAUCCUCCUCUAAAGAAAUUAAGAUCUCUCAAUGAUCUGGAUCAGGCUAAUGAGGAACAAGAAACUGAAUUUUUAAAGCUUCAGGUUAUAGAACAGCAGAACAUCAUUGAUGAGUUAACAAGGGACAGGGAGAAACUCAUUCGUCGGAGAAAGCAUAAAAGGAGCUCAAAACCAAUCAAGAGACAUGUGGUGGAUACAGUUUUUGGGUAUGAUGAUGAUUCUAUGGACUCUGAAACAUCCUCUGUGGCCUCAUAUAGAACAGACAGGACACCAGCAACCCCAGAUGAUGAUCUGGAUGAGGGUUUAGCAGCAGAAGAGUCAGAGCUGCGGUUUCGACAGCUGACAAAGGAGUACCAGGCCCUGCAGAGAGCGUAUGCACUGCUGCAGGAACAGACAGGAGGGGUUAUAGAUGCUGAAAGAGAAGCCAGGGCUCAGGAGCAACUUCAAGCUGAAGUCCAGAGGUAUAAAGCCAAAAUAGAAGAUUUGGAGAAAACUUUGGCUCAGAAAGGGCAGGACUCACACUGGGUGGAAGACAAGCAGCUUUUUAUUAAGAGGAACCAAGAGCUUUUAGACAAGAUAGAGAAAACGGAAGCAGAAAACAACCGUCUGCACCAGGAGCUGCAGGAUGCGCGAGACCAGAACGAGCUGCUGGAGUUCCGCAACCUUGAGCUGGAGGAAAGAGAGAGACGAUCCCCACCAUUUAAUCUCCAGAUUCACCCAUUCUCAGAUGGUGUGAGUGCUCUACAGAUCUACUGCAUGAAGGAAGGGGUUAAGGAUGUCAGCAUCCCAGACCUUAUAAAGCAGUUAGACAUCCUAGGUGAUAAUGGGAAUUUAAGGAAUGAAGAACAAGUGGCCAUAAUUCAGGCUUCCACGGUGUUGUCCUUGGCAGAAAAGUGGAUCCAGCAGAUUGAGGGAGCUGAAGCUGCUCUGCAUCAGAAGAUGAUGGAACUGGAAAGUGAUAUGGAGCAAUUUUGCAAAAUAAAAGGUUAUUUGGAGGAAGAAUUGGACUACAGAAAGCAAGCUCUUGACCAAGCGUACAUGAGGAUCCAGGAGCUUGAAGCCACCUUGUACAAUGCUUUGCAGCAAGAAACAGUGAUAAAGUUUGGGGAACUACUCACUGAAAAACAGCAGGAAGAGCUGAGGACAGCAGUAGAAAAGCUAAGACGUCAGAUGCUGAGGAAAAGCAGAGAAUAUGAUUGCCAGAUUCUUCAGGAGAGGAUGGAGCUGCUCCAGCAGGCUCAUCAGAGGAUCCGAGAUUUAGAAGAUAAAACUGACAUCCAAAAGAGACAAAUUAAGGAUCUGGAGGAAAAGUUUCUAUUUCUCUUCUUGUUCUUCUCUCUUGCCUUUAUUCUUUGGCCUUGAUGUCAAUGUGCCUCUUGGAAAGAGUGCCCGACCACAUAGAUAAGUCCUUAUAAAGGCAAAUGCUUCCACCCCUUGAUGAAGAGAAUAUUGUUUACACCUAUUUUCAAAAGUAUAAAAAUGAACAACCUGUAGCCAAGACUGCAACCAUCUUGUAUUUUGAAGCCAUCACUCAAAAUUUGUUACCUGACAAUUCCUGUCUAAAACUAUUAUAUAUGCUGCAUCUAAUGAAAUCCUGUAUGUUGAAAUUACAAAAGGGGAAGAAAAAUAAACUGACAACCUACAUCACCUAGGAAGAACGUAAAGGGAAGGAACCACUUUCAGCUGAUCAAGUCAGUGUGUCUUGGGCAUGGAACCAAAGUUACAAUAGAAAAAUCUAUUCCUGCUGUGCAGGGCAAUCAUUUAAAUGUCACCCUGUCAUCUGACAAAUGGAUCAAAAAUGAGCAGAUCAGAGUAGGAGAAACUCAAGAGAUGCUGACAACCAUGUGCUCAAUUUGAAGUGUGUGGCUUUCUCGCUGCAGGGACUCCAGCUCUCCCUCUUUGGUUUUAACCUCAGGAACAAAUGACAGCUGCAAUGUGGAAGAAAGAAAGGAAAAAAAAAACAGUCUGCGUUAUUGCAGGAUGGGCAGGACAGGUCACCAUGUUUGGUGCUUGAGAUCAUUACACAGCACCACCUGCCUUGGCCAAGGAAUGGAAGAAGAGGGUGAAUGGCAUUAGAAGGGUUUCCAGUGGAGCUGAAGCCAUAUCUCUCUUCACCAUCCCUCCAUGAAGAACAGCCUGUCUAUUAUCAGAUACUUUUCAUAUUCUUUAAAGACUGCCAUUGAGAUAAUAAUGACUAUACUUGGUUUCACUGUAGAGUAACCACUGAGGAUCACUGAAUUGGACCUACAGAGUAGCUUCUGAGAAAGAGAAGAAAUGUUGGAGGACAGGACACGGAGGAAUGCUAAUCCCCUUAUCCAUGUGACAUGAUUCAUAAAGCAUCAGCUUCCAACUGUUUUGUCCCAGCUUGGAAAAAAUGUUUUGGUUCAGCUUGUCAGCUGACUUUGUUAAUUGGCUUCCUGAUCAUUGAUACAUAGACCAAAAAUGGGGAAAAACAUUGUGAACACAACCUUAAUACAAAUAAGAAAUACUGCUAGUCUGUUUAGAUUUUUCCACAGGUAAGAGUAACUAAAAGUAGUUUUCAUUUGAAUGCAUUACUUACCUCUGUAAUCACAAAGCCUGGAACCCAGCUGUGCUGCUUCCCUGAGGUCAUAGGUCCAUGCACCCAGAACUUUGUCAGAAAUGCAGGUCCAUGCACCCUAGUACUCUUUCAGAAGAGUACUCCCUGAGGAACAUAAUGCCCACAGCAAUCACUGUGAGGGGUCCUGUGCUGAGGGAAGCAGUGCAGCCAGCUGCACCCACCCUCCCUUUCUCACUGAUGGGCUGACAGUACACUUCUCAGUGCCUCUGGUUUCAUUUCCUGGGGAAUGGAGUCCUGCCUGUUCAGACUUUGGAUUCCUGUGGCAAGGCUCUGUCUUCUGCGAUGGAGCCUUAAUUUUAACUGGAAGAAAUGGAUUUCUGUACUAGAAACUAGAAAAUUAAGGGCCAGAAUACAGCUUGUGCAUUACUUACACCUUCAAAGCAGGGAUCACAUGUACCAACAUCUUACACACAUCAGAAGCUUUUAAGGGGCUUUCGAAGAGUUUUUCAAAGAGCUCCUCCUUCAUAUGCAUGCAGGUAUUGCAUUCCCAAGGGUUCAGGGUGGGAUGGGGGCUGGUAGUCUGACUGCAGCAAACUUUUCAAAGAUUGUUCUUCUCUCCAGGGAGCUGAACCACCGCUGCUUUACUCUGCUUGCAGCGUAACACAUGCCAUGCCUAAAACAUACAUGCUGAUGUGAGUUAAUACAAACUUUCUGCUAUCAGCUAGAUCAAAAUGAGUUUCCUGUCUGUGUGUGUGUGUAUAUAUAUACACACGCAUCUAUAUGUAUAUGUACAUAUAUAUAUAUAUAUGCAUAUACUUACCAAUUCCCUAUUGUAUAUAGAAAUUAUUGCUGUAGUUUAUGAAAGUAUACUUCAAUCUAGGCAUGGGGAACUGAAUCAAGAUUGUGUAGCUGCCACAGCUGGUACAUUCCUCCAGGUUUAGUUUCACGACUCAUGGGCAGCUAAUUUUUUGAUUCUUUUUUUUCUGGACCCUUCGCUCUCCUAGGAAUGUUAAUCCUGCGCUUUUUGCUGGUCCUGAUGUUCAUUGAAGCAAAGGUUUGGGAAUCCUCCCUCAGAUUAGUCACUGCAGCCAACCUCCCCUCCCCAAAACCAACAAGAAAAAUGAAAAUCAAUUUACUGCAGCCUUUGAGGACAGCGAAUACAGCCCUGGAUGCUUCCCUUGCAUCCCUUCAAGGCUGUUCAGGAGUAGCAGCACUCCAGGCUAUCCAUCCUGCCAAAGCAGGAGGUGAGCCACAGAAGGUAGUACAAAUCAGCUUGACCAUAAUUUGACUUGCUUUUUUUUCCUCAAUGACCAAGUUACAAGACUUUGAAGACUAUUUUUUGAAUUUAAGCACUUCAGAUGAGGGCCUGGUUACAUGAGAUGAAUUUAGGUAAUUGGGGUUGCAGUAAGGAAAUGGUACUUCUUGCAGUGUUACCAGCCUGGCUCACAGGUCCAUCCUCUCUUACUGAUGUGCCUGGAGGACAGUGGAGAAUUUUUUUUAGGUGUUGUUCAUCUUCCAGCCGCCUACCUUUAUCUCAGUGGGAAACAUCCUCUGAAACGCAAAGCUUUCAGUUCUGUGGCAUCCCAUUAGGACUGCCCAGACCAGGCUCUCCUGACAUGAGCAGGGCUCAGAGAACAAACUGCUGGUGAUCCAAAGGGUUUUCUCUUCCCCCACGCUCUCUCACAUCAGCACCUCUGUGGUUUUAUAUAUACUUUUUGUUCCAGAUUUUUUUGGUGUCUAUUCCAGAACAAAAUUGUAAAUUACUUCGCAGAAUGACCCUUUGAUAAACACUGGACAUGUACCUGUACUAUAUGUAUUAACGUGUAGGAGAGAAUCCUUAUUGUAUGUAAAGUUUUAUGAAUGGUUAUUUUUUAAUUUAUGUAUUUAAUAUAGGAUUCAAUGACCUCUGGUGUUUUAGUUUGUAUAAAAAAUAAAACAGCAGCAUUUUUAAAAAAAAAACCCAACACUUUACAUUCACAGAGAUAUUCAGCAUAUUUGGAGCCUGUUCAGAGGAAUCACGUUCAAGCUGAGCUACAGAAGCACAUGCUGGGGCGCGGGGGGCUGGGACACAGCGAGGGUGAGGGGGUUACGCUGGGGUGGGGAGUACACCGAUUAAAGAGUGAUCGAGAUCCUGGCGUGAUCACUGGGAAAAGGGACGGCAGGUAGCGGUCCCAGCGGGGGCCAAGGGUGAAUUUACUGCUGUUUGCCAGCCAAAACAAAGCAUAACAGCAAGCUGCUGCCUUUCUGGAGCCCGCGGCGCACGGUCUGGGAACUAUUGAAGGCUCUUGCCGCAGUUUUAAAUACAAAAACCGCCGCUCGCUGGCUUCCGCUGGGCCCGGGGCCGGGCCCGAGGCGGGGCCGGGCCCGAGGCGGGGCCGGG
This is a messenger RNA of Vidua macroura (Pin-tailed whydah), 6227 nucleotides long. It is a transcript of the gene JAKMIP2, whose product is annotated as janus kinase and microtubule interacting protein 2. The coding region runs from base 208 to 2670 and encodes 820 amino acids. The record is from RefSeq and is a predicted model, not a curated record. The transcript is spliced from 22 exons. Lineage: Eukaryota; Metazoa; Chordata; Aves; Passeriformes; Viduidae. Gene Ontology annotation, molecular function: microtubule binding; kinase binding.